Messenger RNA from Protomyces lactucae-debilis, 852 nucleotides. RefSeq lists its product as uncharacterized. The transcript has a single exon. NCBI's taxonomy places the organism in Eukaryota, Fungi, Ascomycota, Taphrinomycetes, Taphrinales, Protomycetaceae. The coding region runs from base 55 to 675 and encodes 206 amino acids. The record is from RefSeq and is a predicted model, not a curated record.
AAAAAGACCUUUCAGCUCACGCAAACACACUUCCAAGAGGGACAGUCUGCCAACAUGCGAAUGUUCAAGAACGGAGAACAAGCUCUAGCUGUCUUGUUGCUUAGUAUGGACUAUGCACCACAUGUGCACGCAGGCAAAUGUCAGAAGUUCUUGGUCAAGUAUCCCUUUCCGGGCGGCGACAACGGCAAGCUGCAUGACUGGGGGUUCUCUAUCGCCAAGAAGGACAGCUGCUAUGUACUGGUUGACGACGAGUUGAAGGACAAGGCCAGUAUCACAUCCCUUCUGCCGUUCAAACCCUGUUCAGCCAUCCUUAGCGAAGAAUACUAUUGCUGGAUAUCGUUUUCCAUGCCCAGCAAUGUACAGAUCGUCCCGAAGUUGGCCUUAAGCCCGCUUGAGGGAGACAACAACCUCCAAAUCUUCCAUUACUGCAGCACACAAUUCAACAAAGAAAGCCCGGUCCUCAAGCUUCCAAUGGACGACAAUUUGAGGGAGGGUAUAUGGUCAUACGCUCAAUGGAUCGCUGACCAUCAACUCGACAAAAAGGACCAUGACAAAUUGUGGCACAACACGCAAGGGAACAUCUGGGGUAAUGUCCUAUGCGCUUACCACAAAACCAAAGUGAAAGAUCCCUGGUUGCAUUUUGCAUGCAAUUUGCUGGCUUGUCCGAAAGAGUGACGGAAAGACCUCUAGUCGCCAAAGUGGAAAGCAGGGGCCCUGCUGGACAGGGUUUCAUGAUCAAGCCCAAUUCGACGACUGCAGCAUCAUGACGCGUUCAACACGAGAACUUGCAGAGCUUCAUCCUAUAGCAGAAUGUAGUUGAAUUCCAAAUGAACACGUCUUUCACCUCUAUUU